This is a messenger RNA of Leucoraja erinaceus (little skate), 1514 nucleotides long. RefSeq names its product homeobox D11a (gene hoxd11a). Lineage: Eukaryota; Metazoa; Chordata; Chondrichthyes; Rajiformes; Rajidae. Gene Ontology annotation, biological process: regulation of transcription by RNA polymerase II; anatomical structure development. Gene Ontology annotation, cellular component: nucleus. The transcript has 2 exons. The record is from RefSeq and is a predicted model, not a curated record. Bases 28 to 951 code for a protein of 307 amino acids. Gene Ontology annotation, molecular function: DNA-binding transcription factor activity, RNA polymerase II-specific; RNA polymerase II cis-regulatory region sequence-specific DNA binding.
ACGCCUUUAGAGUAGAAUAGAUGGAGCAUGCUUAACGCCAUCAAUCCUGAUAAUUUGUUCUCGAAACCACGAAAACAAAACAUGACUGAGUUUGAAGAGCGUGGUAGCUGCAACUCCAGCAUGUAUCUACCCAGCUGCACCUACUAUGUUUCAGGCCAAGAUUUCUCGACAGUGUCAACGUUCUUACCGCAGACGACUUCUUGCCAAAUGACAUUUCCUUACUCCUCUAAUUUAGCUCAGGUCCAACCUGUUCGCGAAGUAUCGUUCAGAGACUACGGGUUAGAACUUCCGACCAAGUGGCAUUACAGGGGCAACUAUACUCCUUAUUGCCCUGCAGAAGAGAUCAUGCACAGAGACUAUAUUCAGCCACCGGCCAGGACGGGAAUGUUGUUUAAAAAUGAUAAUCUAUACAGUCAGCGUGCAAGCUCAAACCCAUCUUGCAAUUUCUACACCACAGUUGGCAGGAAUGGAAUACUCCCGCAAGGUUUUGAUCAGUUUUUUGAGACAGCCUAUGGGAUUCCCGACACUUCUAAUUAUGAACAUUUGACCGAAAAGUCCGUGUCUACGUGCCAGAGUGUUACAACGUCUGAUAAAGUUUCUGUGGAUCAGACGAAAGAAAGUGCAACCGAAAAGAACACCGGCGAAUCCUCCGGUAACAGUGUGGCCGACAAAGACAGCGUAUCCAGUAGGUGCACUGGUAACCCAGGGGUAGAAUCAGCUGCUCUGCGAUCCAGAAAGAAAAGAUGUCCCUAUACCAAAUAUCAGAUCCGGGAACUUGAGCGAGAAUUUUUCUUCAAUGUCUACAUCAACAAAGAAAAACGCUUGCAAUUGUCGAGGCUGCUGAACCUCACUGACCGACAAGUCAAAAUAUGGUUCCAAAAUCGUAGAAUGAAGGAGAAGAAACUUAGCAGAGACCGCCUGCACUUUUUUACUGGCAAUCCUUUAUUGUGACUAUGAUACAGCAUACAUACCCUGAUGGAUUCCCUUUGGCCGACUCUUCAUUGCCUUAGUCAAUAUUUAUUUACACAAGGAGGGACUGCAAGUUUGAUGGAAACGGUUUUGCUGUUCUUGUAUGGAAAACAAUUUAAACGAUUAAUAUAGAAUUGAAUUUGAGAGACGCGAUGGUGCAGAUAACAUGGACGUAAUGUUGAUUAGGAAACAUUCUUACCUCAGCAUAGAUGUUAUUCCGUUCCAAAGGAAGACGUUUGAUUCUGCGGGAUAUUCAGGGACAAUAAACGGUUUUCAUUUUAAACAGCAAACUGGGGUAAGGGAGGGCUAAAAUUAAAUAUUGUUAGUUCACAGCGAUGGGUCAAUCACAUAAGACAAUGUGCUCGAUUUCUUCUUUUAGUCGAUGUUAGCCAAACUAACCAGAAUUGUUUAAGUUGUGUAUUCCGGUGAAAAGAAGAAAUGCAUAUUUAUUACUUUACCCUUCCAGUCUAUGUCAUGAGAUAAUUGUAAUAUACUGUAGCUAGGGACGUUUAAAGCUGAUGUGAUGUUAAUAAUAAUGUUUCCGG